Molecule: messenger RNA, 1908 nt
Organism: Trichophyton verrucosum HKI 0517
Lineage: Eukaryota; Fungi; Ascomycota; Eurotiomycetes; Onygenales; Arthrodermataceae
Exons: 2
Coding region: 1-1908 (635 amino acids)
Source: RefSeq, a predicted model, not a curated record
AUGGUCAGUAUAACGUACCCGCAUACAUCCCAGGUGGUGUAUGCGGGACCAUUACCACUAAUAGCCACAUCACUAUCAGAGGCUGGUGUAUCCGAAUCCCAACCUCAAAGAAAAUGGCUCAGACAGUGCAACCACUCUUCAUCCUUGGAUGAUAGCCCCCUGCCAGAUCUCGAAGAACCUGAAAUCAUAUAUGAAGGUCACCGAGUGGGAGGGCCAGUCUUAUGCCGUCUGCCAGCUGCUACGUUCCCUAUAACCUCUGCUGACCCAAUAACCCACGUGUUUGAUUCAGAAAUGCGGGGAAAAAUCAUGGAAGCUAUCCAGGAGUCCAAUAUCGACUUCCAGGCGAUGUCAGUUCUUAAGCGGCGUUGGAGGGAAUCUCGUGAUAAGCCUCUACCAUUUAUUCUCAUUAUUGCUAAAGCCAAAUACAAUCGUACAGUUGAAGAUACUUGGUUUCAGCUCUACGGGAAAAUUCGGGCUAUUUGUACCUCCGCUGGCCAAGAGGUUAAUGUUGAGAUUGGUGACCCCAUCGCCUAUAUACCAAGAAUAUCCUCUGCCAUUCUCUUAAGUGAUACCAUUGUGCAACACUGGCCGGCGCUGAAACCCAGGGUUCUCGAAAUAAUUAACGACAAAAGGUGGCUUACCUUGGAUGUACUCCGACGCGGUCCGAUAGACAACGAAGGAAUUAUUACAGUUGUCAUCACAAUACCAGAAUGCUCUACAAAUGACGCAUAUUCCUGGCGGCCAAUUAGGGACAGGAUUGUCGACGUCCUCAGUACUGCUGGACUUGACAAUGUGGCGGUCGAAAUAGGGAGAGGAGCAGUCUAUAGCUCCCAUGAUAUUGACAAAAACAAUAACUUCUUUGAUGAAAGUGGCCCCAGCGCAAAAGCUCGCUUCGGAGGAAGUUUAGCUGGAUUACACGAUUCCAAACGACUAGGAUCUUUCGGUGGCUUUAUAGUGUUAGAUUUCUCAGAUGGCAAGUCUAGGACCUGUGGUCUUACCUGUUUCCACUGCGUGGUCAACGAUGAGACUGACAGUCCAGCAAUCGAAACAUGGCAAACGCAUGGCCUUCGACCCAGCGACCCGAAGAACAAUAUUGAAGUUUCCCAUCCUUGCCGUAGAGAUUACGAAGAUAUAGUAGCUCACUGCAGAGAGGUUAUUGCAUGUCUUCAGACGCCAGAGUAUUACCGGGUCCUGGCAUUGGCUAAUGAUCCUGACAGACUCCUUAGCCGACAGGAGCAGGGAGUACUUGACCAUGGACUAAUAUUCAUCACCUCUCAUAAAGAGAAGAUCCGGAUUGCAGAUGAGUUUAUGCUGGAAAGAAUGAACUACUUCGGCAAGGUUUAUGCUGGUUCUGGGCUCCGACUGGAUGAGGACAGCCAUAGUCUCGACUGGGCGCUAAUAGAUGUCAGUCCCGAAAGAGUAUCAGGAAACAAGCUGCCUGACGGACUCGUAUCGCCAUAUUUCAACCCAACAAUACAUGGAGGCCAUGUCACGGAGGCGAACUUUGAUACAGUGUCAGGCCAGAACGUUUUCAAGCUUGGUCGAUCGACAGGCUUUACGAAGGGCAUCAUGAAUGGGAUUGAAACAACAAGAUUUCGCUCUUGUGGCUUGGGAGGCCAAUCUGGAGACGCUCUAUCUCAGAGUUACGAUAUCCAGUGGGCAAUUGUGCCUCACAAUGGGAAGGGUUUGUUCUCCGGCCAAGGUGACUCUGGAGCAUUUAUUCUAGACAGCAACGCCUCUAUGGUUGGCCUUCUUUUUGCAGGAAAUACUUUUUGCGCUGCCACAUACAUGACAUCGGUUGCAGCUCUCUUCGAGGAUAUCAAAAGGGUUACUGGCGCCUGUAGAGACAAGAAGGAAAAAGUAGUCAAAUAUGACACAAAAGAGAGUGUGAUGGCGGCUGCAAAAUGA